Nanorana parkeri is the source of this 2225-nucleotide messenger RNA. It is a transcript of the gene SPNS2, whose product is annotated as sphingolipid transporter 2. Gene Ontology annotation, cellular component: membrane. The record is from RefSeq and is a predicted model, not a curated record. Gene Ontology annotation, biological process: transmembrane transport; lipid transport; sphingosine-1-phosphate receptor signaling pathway. Bases 240 to 1805 code for a protein of 521 amino acids. NCBI's taxonomy places the organism in Eukaryota, Metazoa, Chordata, Amphibia, Anura, Dicroglossidae. Gene Ontology annotation, molecular function: sphingolipid intramembrane carrier activity; transmembrane transporter activity. The transcript is spliced from 13 exons.
GCCCUUAGAGGCACACACCUCUCUCUGCAGUAGAGGAGGGCAACACAAGGGGGGAGGAAGCUCCUGAGCUGUCAAGUGUCAAAUCAUUCCAGCAGCUGUGCGAUGUGGUGCUGAACCCUAUACAUCACCGACACCCAGCGCUGCUUUGUUUCAUUCACUGAGGGGGACACAAUAUAAGCAACGUGAGUCUCUUCCAUUCAGCUGCCCGGAAUCACUGGAGGAGCUCCGGGCAGCAGCUCAUGAUGUGCUUAGAGAGUGAUGGAGCGGGCACGGGUGGCAGCAGCCAGGACUGCAUCCCGGGAGCGGAGGACGGCGGAGGAGUGGAGACCUUGUCUGGCAGGAUAAACCCCGUCCCGACCGUUCUGGAUAUUAAAUCCCCCGAGAUCGAGAGCCCGGCUAUCAAAGCCUGCCUGGACAAGAAAGCCCCCAAUAUGAAGAGAGCCAGGGUGGCAGCGGCUGGCAUCCUGAGUGUGGGCAACGUGCUGAAUUACCUGGACAGGUAUACAGUGGCAGGUGUUCUACUGGACAUUCAGCAACACUUUGGAGUGAAGGAUAGUGGUGCUGGUCUACUACAGACAGUUUUCAUAUGCAGCUUCAUGGUGGCCGCUCCGAUAUUUGGUUACUUAGGAGACCGCUUCAACAGAAAAGUGAUCCUGAGCUGUGGGAUAUUCUUCUGGUCAGCAGUCACCUUCUCAAGUUCCUUCAUCCCCAAGCAGUAUUUUUGGCUGCUUGUACUCUCCCGAGGCUUGGUGGGCAUCGGGGAAGCCAGUUACUCAACAAUCGCUCCCACUAUCAUUGGAGACCUGUUUACCAAGAACACACGUACAGUUAUGCUGUCAGUCUUCUACUUUGCUAUCCCUCUUGGAAGUGGCUUAGGCUAUAUCACUGGUUCAAGUGUCAAGCAAGUUGCAGGGGACUGGCGCUGGGCUCUGAGGGUCUCACCCGUUUUGGGCAUGAUAACUGGGUCUUUGAUCCUGAUAUUUGUACCAACUGCCAAAAGAGGCCACAUAGAACAACUUAAGGCACGGAGUUCAUGGUUUCGAGACAUGAAGGCUCUGCUUAAGAACCGCAGUUAUGUCUUCUCUUCAUUGGCAACGUCAACAGUGUCCUUUGCAACGGGGGCUCUGGGAAUGUGGAUUCCCCUCUAUCUGUACAGAGCCCAAGUGGUGCAGAAAACAGUGGAGCCUUGCAAUUUUGGAGCUUGCAGCACCAAAGACAGCCUGAUUUUUGGAGCAAUCACCUGUAUCACUGGCUUUCUUGGCGUAAUAAUGGGGGCUGGAGCUACUAAGUGGUGCCGUUUGAAAACACAACGUGCUGACCCACUUGUCUGUGCAGUUGGCAUGCUGGGAUCAGCUAUCUUCAUUUGCUUGGUCUUCGUCGCUGCCAAAAGUAGCAGUGUAGCUGCAUAUAUUUGCAUAUUCGCUGGCGAAACUUUGCUUUUCUCCAACUGGGCCAUCACUGCUGAUAUGUUAAUGUAUGUAGUUAUUCCAACACGUCGUGCAACUGCUGUGGCCUUGCAGAGCUUUACAUCUCACCUCCUUGGAGAUGCUGGCAGCCCAUACCUUAUUGGAUUUAUCUCGGAUCUCAUCCAGGAGAGCACCAAUAAGACCCCACUUUGGGAGUUCCUGAGUCUCGGCUAUGCACUGAUGCUCUGCCCAUUCGUUGUGGUUUUGGGGGGAAUGUUUUUCCUGGCUACAGCACUUUACUUUUUGGAAGACCGUGCCAAAGCUGAACAACAAGAGCCUUGCUCAGAUUCCUUCACUGUUGGCAGCUGUAGUGACUCAGAAGAAGCCUCCAUCUUGUAGCUUUAGGUCAAUACCAAGAGUGGAAGACAAUGACUCCUGGACAUAGAUAAUGAAAUCUUCAAAAACCAAAGGACACAAGGGGUUGUAAUUGCAAGCUGCUUUGACAGAAAUUCUCCACCAAGACGAGGCUACAGGAAAUAGCUUACAGCAAUGAUAAUGGAUGUCUUUCGAUUUAUGAAGGCUAUGCAAGUAACCUCGGAUUUUUGCCAAUGGCUAUAAACAUGACGGCAUUCUUUAAGCUAAAAUGGAUGCACCCAGCUACAUCAUUGCAAGGUGCUACUGCAAUACAGUACAAUACACUGUGAUCAAUGGGCCAAAACAACCAGCACCCAUUCCCAGUGUGUAACCCUUACCUUGCCACAAAAUAUCAUGACACGGAUGCAAGGGUGAAAGUGUAAUUAUCAUGUUAAGGGAUUUUUU